Molecule: messenger RNA, 534 nt
Organism: Rhipicephalus microplus (southern cattle tick)
Lineage: Eukaryota; Metazoa; Arthropoda; Arachnida; Ixodida; Ixodidae
Product: coiled-coil domain-containing protein AGAP005037
Cellular component (GO): cytoplasm
Source: RefSeq, a predicted model, not a curated record
AUGCCGUUCAGCAUCCGGCGGCUGACGCUGCAGCGCAGCCUGUCGGGCGGCGAGCGGCCAAAGAGCGAACCACCGGGCCGGGCUGCCAUCAAGAAGUCCGCCUCACAGGACGAGGCCCGCGCAGCCAGGGCGCUCCCCUCGUCGCGUUCCGCCGACCAGGGGGACCUCAGGCGGCUGCAGGCGCUCGGCCAGGUGCCCUCACCAGCACAGGGAUCGCCGCUGCAACACCACGAGCCGGCUCCGCCGCAGCAGCAGCCUCCCGAGCCGCCUGCCCGCAAUUGGUCCCCGCAAAUGACGUCGGCCGGUGGCGGCCGCUACCCGACGCGGGCUGUGAGCGUAGACCGGGCCACCUCCUCAUCGUCGUCUCUGCUGUCCCGGUGGCGGCAGGUGGGCCGAUCUAAGAGCGCCAGCAUCUCCGAGCCUCGCGAGUACCCCCUAGACGACGGCAACGCCAAGCCCACGCCGCCGCCGCGACCUCCCCGGUCGGCCGCAUCCAGGCUGUCUGGUGAGCUGUCAUUCUAUAUGCUCGACUGA